GUGAGCUUAAGACGUCUCGAAAUAAUCAUCCCGGAAUUUAUUUUAAAAUUUUGUUGAAUUAAAUUCUGAAAAAAAAAAUAAAAAAUUAAAUUAAAAAAAAAAUGUGAAAAAAAAAUUAAAUUUAAAAAAUUAAGAAAUCUAUCAAUAAAAUAAUAAAAAAAAAGUUUUUAUGACGUGAAGCAAAAAAAAAAAUAAUAAAAUUAAUAAAAAUGAGCAAAAAGUGAUAAGGAAACAUGUAGAAAGAAAUUUGAUUCACAAAGAAGAGAGAAUUCUUUCUUGAAAUCAAACACAAAAUAAUGAUAAUUAUAAUUAAAAACACGCGAAUAAAUUGAUUUGAGCACUCUAUUGAUGCGGAAAAAAGUGACAAUCCAAUUAAAAAAGUUAAAAACGAUCAAAAAAUGAGGAAAACGAUAUUCUUCUGUAGCUUCGUGCAAAUUAGUCUUUCCCUUGCCAUAGUUAAGGAUAUUUCAUCGUCAUCGCCCACAACAAAAAAUAAUGAAAAUCAUCAUUAUCAUCAAAGAAGUUUCAGUCCGAAGAAGUAUCAUUACACGAUUGAUGAGUUACUUAACACGACUUUUCCCACAAGAAUAUCGGAUGAUAUAGAUCUGGACCCAUGUAAAUCAGUUGGGUAUGGAGCGAUGGGCGAUAUUGCGUUGCCCGAUACAGUUUACGAGAACGAAUGGCGAGCACAACGCUUGAACAAGACUUUUCAGCAGGAAAUCGAGCGUUUGAAGCAAGAAGUGUAUUUGGAAGGACUUCAAGUCGAAGAGGAAGGAUUAACGGAUAUCAUUCGGAAGAAGACAAAAGUUGUGAUACCCGAAGUUUUGACGACGACACAAGCAAGUCGGAAGUUGAAUGAUCCUGUUGUGGAAACUUCCGACAGUCAAUUGAAAAACAUCAAAUCCGUAAAAGAACUGCCAACAAUCCAACAACUUGCCAAAUCCUCCGAAGAUGGAUCUCGCGAAGGCCCAAAUCUCCAAAUAAACGCUACAAUUAUCGACAACAACGAGAACAUCAUCCUAAAUUUGAGUGAAAUUUCGCGCCCAAUUACCGAACCAACCGUUUCUUCAACUACCAUUGACGCCACGAAGCAUGUUCGCAACAUCACGGAACUCAUUCGUGACAUUGACAAGAACAAAAUUCAAUCUGACACGCAAGAUAUCACUGACGAUUCGGGCGAUAACAUCGUUAGCAGCAAUAAUGUAGCAAAAAAACCCUCAAUUACAAUCACAACAACGCCCGCGACGCCAACUAUCCGUUCAACGCAAGCAAAUAUCUUCAGCAAUGCGGGAGGAAAUGGCAUGGGAACGUAUGAAAACAUCGAAAUCCUCAACGGAGACGGAAGUAUUCGAAAAAGACAUCGUCGUCGUCGAACCGGAAGAGGAAGACGAACGUUUGACGAGAAGCAAUCUUACGAAAGUCGCAUGAAACGCUUGAAAUCAGAGCUGGAACACACAAGUCGUCCCAUUGAAGACUCAAAAUUCGCGAAAAUUCACAAAUCUGGGGAUGGCAUGAAAGGAACUCCGCUCGGAUGGAGCGAAAAUUUGUCAAAAAAGAAAUGGACUCUUGAAAAUGUCGAAGAACCUCCUCCGAAUUUUGGCAAAUCGCAAGAUGAAAUUCGAAAAAUUGAACAAAUGCAUCAUCAUGCACGCGUUACGAGAGCAGCAACUGCGAAAAAAGAGCGAGUUUGGGACUUUGGAGUCAUUCCUUACGAGAUUGAUGGCAAUUUUAGCGGCGGGCAUAAAGCUUUAUUCAAACAAGCGAUGCGUCAUUGGGAGAAUUUCACAUGUAUCAAGUUCGUCGAAAGGAAUCCCGUCGAUCAUCCGAAUUAUAUUGUCUUCACGGAACGCCCCUGCGGAUGUUGUUCGUUCGUUGGAAAGCGCGGAAAUGGUCCUCAAGCGAUUUCAAUUGGAAAAAAUUGCGACAAAUUCGGGAUUGUUGUUCACGAAUUGGGUCACGUGGUUGGAUUUUGGCACGAACAUACGAGACCCGACAGAGAAAAUCACGUCGUUAUCGAGAAAAAUAACAUCAUGCAAGGACAGGAAUACAAUUUUAACAAAUUAACGGAAGACGAAGUCAAUUCACUCGGUUUGCCCUACGAUUAUGACUCGAUAAUGCAUUAUGCGCGAAACACUUUUUCCAAAGGCACCUAUUUGGACACCAUUUUGCCGGUUGAGAUGCCCGGAAGGAAGAGACCGGAAAUUGGGCAGAGAAUACGUUUGAGUGAGGGAGACAUCGCACAAGCGAAUCUUUUAUACAAAUGUCACAAAUGCGGCAGAACGUUUCAAGAUAACGCCGGAUCAUUUACUUCGCCCAAUUAUUAUGCGAGUGUGGCGUCAACUGAACCCGAAAAAUGCGAAUGGCGCAUAACAGCAACGCAUGGCGAACGAAUUGUGCUUAAUAUCACGGAUUUGCACAUUUUCAAGUCGAAUAAUUGUCGAACAGACUAUUUGGAGAUACGAGAUGGAUAUUGGCACAAGUCUCCGGUUCUUGGGAGAUUUUGCGGGAGCGGAAAAGUAAAUAAUUUGAUCAGAAGUUCGGGAAGUCGAAUGUUGCUGACGUACAUUAACAAUAAUAGGAUGGGAAGUGCUCGAGGAUUUGCAGCUCAUUAUGAAGCUGUUUGUGGCGGCGAAGUUAACGUAACAGGCGACGGCGAAUAUCGUCUCGAAUCUCCCAACUACCCCUUGGAUUAUCUCCCAAGCAAGGAAUGCAUUUGGAAAAUUACCGUUCCUCAAGACUACCAAGUUGCUUUGAAAUUUCAAUCGUUCGAAGUUGAAAAUCACGACACCUGCAUUUACGACUAUGUCGAAAUUCGUGAUGGAGAUUCGGCUGAUUCUCGUCUCAUCGGCGUAUUUUGCGGAUAUAAAAUCCCUCCCGACAUCCGAUCGACUUCAAAUAAGCUUUUUGUGAAAUUCUUGUCUGACACUUCCGUGCAAAAAGGAGGCUUUUCCGCGACUUUUAUGAAGGAAGUUGACGAAUGCGAACAAGCGAAUCACGGAUGCGAACAUGAAUGCAUCAACACUCUCGGGGGCUAUGAAUGCGCUUGUUACAUCGGAUACGAGUUGCAUAGCGAUAAAAAAUCUUGCGAAAAUGCAUGCGGAGGCGUGAUGAAAUCGCCGAACGGGACAAUUUUGUCGCCUUCGUUCCCAAAAGAAUAUCCAAUACUGAAGGAAUGCGUUUGGGAAAUCAUCGCCGAGCCAAAUCACAAAAUAACUUUGAAUUUUACGCAUUUCGAUCUCGAAGGAAAUUCGUUUUAUAACUCUGCUGAUUGUGAAUAUGACUCGGUUUCGGUCUUUUCGAAGUUUGACGAGGACAAUUUGAAGCGUCAUGGAGUUUAUUGUGGACAACGACAAGUUCCGUUGAUAACUUCGAUCUCAAAUGCGCUGAGAAUUGAGUUUCGUUCGGAUAAAACGGUGCAAAAAACGGGAUUUGCCGCUGUUUACUUCACAGAUGUUGAUGAAUGUGCCGUGAAUAAUGGAGGAUGUCAACACGAAUGUCGAAAUACAAUCGGAUCGUAUACUUGUAGUUGUCAAAGUGGCUUUACGUUGCACGAAAAUGGGCAUGAUUGCAAGGAAGGAGGAUGCAAAUAUGAGAAGUGUUCAACUUCUGAGGAAUCUUGCUAUUUUCAGGUUACAUCUCCAACGGGAACGAUCCUAAGUCCAAAUUAUCCGGAGUAUUAUCCAACGAAGAAGACUUGCAUUUGGCAUUUUACAACGACGCCGGGUCAUAGAAUCAAGUUAAACUUUAACGUGUUUGAUGUUGAAUCGCAUCAGGAAUGUGCUUACGAUUACGUCGACGUUUUCGAUGGAAAUUCCGACAAUGCCUUAUCGCUUGGAAACUUUUGCGGUUCAAAAUUACCUCCGUCACUUUCUUCGACAUCGAACGAGAUGUACAUGAUGUUUGUCUCCGAUCAAAGUGUGCAACGAAGCGGAUUUGUAGCUACACAUUCAACAGCUUGCGGCGGGCAUUUGCGUGCUACCGAUACUGUAAAGCAUUUUUACUCGCAUGCCAAAUACGGAGACAGCAUGUACGACAAUCGCGUGGAUUGUGAAUGGAUUAUCGAAGCUGAGCCGAAUCGAAAUGUGCAAUUGACAUUCUUAACGUUCGAAAUUGAGGAGGAAAAAGCCUGCAGUUAUGAUUAUGUAGAAAUUUACAAUUCGUAUGACGAUAGCAGUGGACCGUUACAGGGAAGAUAUUGCGGAGCAAAUAAACCAAUGGAAAUAAUCUCAAACCACGAAGCAUUCCUCGUGCGUUUCCGUACCGACGAUUCGAUGGGUUUCAAAGGCUUUUCCGCAGCAUACGUUGCUGUUGAAGCUCUCGAUGGUUUCGAUGACAACAUGAAUUCCGACAGUGUUGAAGUUACGCCCUUCCCCGGAUCUCUGAGACGUACGCAUUACAACAGCGAAGACAUUGACGAAGACGAUGAGGAUUUUGAUCCGCCUUCCAAACCAGAAGAUGACGACGACAAGAAAAAUGCCAUCAAAAAUAAUGGAAUUCCCUCGAGUGAAGCCAUCGAUUAACUUUAUUUUCCUAAUUUUUAACGAUUAUUAUUAACUUUUAUGUCUACAACCAAAGAAAUUAUGCCAAAAAAAGAAACUUUUGCAGCCGUAUCGGCUGUUUAUUA
Culicoides brevitarsis is the source of this 4624-nucleotide messenger RNA. RefSeq names its product protein tolkin (gene tok). Lineage: Eukaryota; Metazoa; Arthropoda; Insecta; Diptera; Ceratopogonidae. The coding region runs from base 399 to 4520 and encodes 1373 amino acids. The record is from RefSeq and is a predicted model, not a curated record. Gene Ontology annotation, biological process: proteolysis. The transcript has 9 exons. Gene Ontology annotation, molecular function: calcium ion binding; serine-type endopeptidase activity; metalloendopeptidase activity.